AUGGCCCAGAGUGAGCGAGUGCACGCUGACGGGACAGCACCCAAGUGCAGUAGCAACUGGAUUCAGAAAACACCAGCCUUCAGCGUCCAGGCUGCAGGGCUCCCAUCUGCCUGGAGGCCUGGUCACCUCAGAAGGCCCUUCGCAGAGGGAGGAGCACGGUCUCCAGGAAAGCACGGGGACUUCCAUGGCCAGCACGGAGCGAGGGUGGCCCGCGUGGGCGACAGGAUUCCAGGAGAAACCAGAGGAAGUACAGAAGCACAGGGAAGAGAGACAUGCAGGACCCCACCUAGGCCCCGUCCUCAUUCACUGCUGGGGCUGACCCAGCGAGCCCAGGGCAGCCAGACAGCGCCGGAGCCCGCCUCCGUGGCCCUCGCCGGCAGCUGGUGCUGGCUCAGCGCUGGAGACCCCGGCUGCAGAGGGGACCCGUGUCCUGUGGCGAGCUCCUGCCCACCAGGCCCGGCAAAGCCAGACGCCCUCUGGCCUCCCCGAUUUAUCUCAGGCCCCCGACAAUGCGAGACGUGCCUGCCCUUCUGCCACUGCACUCCCAUCUCUGGCGCUGGGAUCAAACAUCACAGGCGGUGCCUGCUGCCACACGCCAGCCCAGAGGCGCGGGGGCCGAGUUCAGUUCUGGCCUGGAGGCUCCUGACAGGAAGAGGUGAGAUGGAGAGGAGAGGCCUGCGUACGAGUGGCCCCAAGGGAGAGCCUUCUGCGACCUGCAGCGCGAGCCCUGCCCAGAGCGAGGGUGGCGCCCCCACCUGGCCCCCACCAGAAUCCCCAUGUUAGCCCUGGCCGGGCUGACCCAGUGGGUAGAGCGCAG
This is a messenger RNA of Myotis brandtii (Brandt's bat), 817 nucleotides long. RefSeq lists its product as uncharacterized. The transcript is spliced from 5 exons. Lineage: Eukaryota; Metazoa; Chordata; Mammalia; Chiroptera; Vespertilionidae. Bases 1 to 783 code for a protein of 260 amino acids. The record is from RefSeq and is a predicted model, not a curated record.